GGAGAUCGGCGGGGAGCACGGCAUCGACCCGGCCGGAGCCUACGUGGGCGACUCGGCGCUGCAGCUGGAGCGGAUCGGCGUGUACUACCGCGAGUCCUCGACCCAGAAGUAUGUGCCCAGGGCCGUGCUGGUGGACCUGGAGCCGGGCACCAUGGACAGCGUGCGGUCCGGGCCCCUGGGGCAGCUCUUCCGGCCUGACAACUUCAUCUUCGGACAGACGGGCGCCGGCAACAACUGGGCGAAGGGCCACUACACGGAGGGCGCGGAGCUGGCGGACACAGUGCUGGACGCGGCGCGGCGGGAGUGUGAGUGCUGCGACUGCCUUCAGGGCUUCCAGCUGGCACACUCACUGGGCGGCGGCACGGGCUCGGGGCUGGGCACACUGCUGCUGGGCAAGAUCCGCGAGGAGUUCCCCGACCGCAUGGUGCACACCUUCAGCGUCAUGCCCUCGCCCAAGGUGUCGGACACCGUGGUGGAGCCCUACAACGCGGCGCUGUCCGUGCACCAGCUGGUGGAGCACACGGACCAGACCUACUGCAUCGACAACGAGGCGCUGUACGACAUCUGCUUCCGCACCCUCAAGCUGGCCACGCCCACCUACGGCGACCUCAACCACCUGGUGUCGGCCACCAUGAGCGGGGUGACCACGUCCCUGCGCUUCCCGGGCCAGCUGAACGCAGACCUGCGCAAGCUGGCCGUGAACAUGGUGCCCUUCCCGCGCCUGCACUUCUUCAUGCCGGGCUUCGCCCCCCUGACGGCGCGGGGCGGUCAGCAGUACCGCGCCCUGACGGUGCCCGAGCUGGCCCAGCAGAUGUUCGACGCCAAGAACAUGAUGGCCGCCUGCGACCUGCGGCACGGCCGCUUCCUCACCGUGGCUGCCGUCUUCCGCGGCCGCGUGUCCAUGCAGGAGGUGGACGAGCAGAUGCUGGCCGCCCAGAGCAAGCACAGCAGCCGCUUCGUGGAGUGGAUCCCCAACAACGUCAAGGUGGCCGUGUGCGACAUCCCGCCGCGCGGGCUCACCAUGUCGGCCACCUUCAUCGGCAACAGCACGGCCAUCCAGGAGCUGUUCAAGCGCGUCUCGGAGCAGUUCUCGGCCAUGCUGCGGCGCAGGGCCUUCCUGCACUGGUUCACGGGCGAGGGCAUGGACGAGACGGAGUUCACCGAGGCCGAGAGCAACGUGAACGACCUGGUGUCCGAGUACCAGCAGUACCAGGACGCCACGGCCAGCGGUGGGGAUGAGGCCUUCGAGGAGGGCGAGGAGGAGGUCCAGGAGUAGAGGCUGAGUGCACCUGCUGUCCUUCGGCCCCGACGGCUGGGUGGUCACAGCAGGGACGCUGACCGCAGGAUGCAGGCCAGAGUGCUGCAGGGAGAGUGGCGGGUGGGAGGGCGGGCGUCCCAUGGCCUCGGGAGGCUGAGGCAGUGCAGCAGCGCUGGGCGGAGGUGGCCUACCCUGCAGGCUGAGGCUGAAGUGGCCCAGCGCUGCCUUAUGGAAUCUGCCCUGUGGGCCCUGGAAGCGCUCCUCUCAAUAAACAGCGUGUUGUUCCGCGG
Molecule: messenger RNA, 1548 nt
Organism: Chinchilla lanigera (long-tailed chinchilla)
Lineage: Eukaryota; Metazoa; Chordata; Mammalia; Rodentia; Chinchillidae
Gene: Tubb6
Product: tubulin, beta 6 class V
Exons: 3
Coding region: 152-1276 (374 amino acids)
Biological process (GO): microtubule cytoskeleton organization; mitotic cell cycle
Cellular component (GO): microtubule; cytoplasm
Molecular function (GO): GTP binding; GTPase activity; structural constituent of cytoskeleton
Source: RefSeq, a predicted model, not a curated record